Molecule: messenger RNA, 1345 nt
Organism: Solanum dulcamara
Lineage: Eukaryota; Viridiplantae; Streptophyta; Magnoliopsida; Solanales; Solanaceae
Exons: 4
Coding region: 309-1043 (244 amino acids)
Source: RefSeq, a predicted model, not a curated record
GUGUCAGCUUCCAUAUAGAGAAGCCAAUGCUGCAACUCUCCGGCUCUACAAAAGCUCUGAACAACCCAAAAAUGGCAGAAACUUCAUGCCCCCGACCCCCACCAACCCACCCCACCCCAUGCCCUAGUCCUCUGGCCACGUGACCCAUCCCCCGCCCCCAACCCCUUUCUCACACACACUUUUUAGCAGGCAAAAAAGAAAGAAUUCGUAACGUCAAUUUGAAAAACUUCUCUCUCUUCCCAACUCUCCCUCUAAAGGUUUAUAAUGUGAGUUUCUGGUUUUGUAUUCUUGGUGGGUUUUGAGAGAAAAUGGAGAAUUCUUGUUCAGAAAAUCUGGAUGAUGGAGAGUUAUGGCUACCUUCUGAUAUUUUUCCUGUAGAAGAACCUGUUUCUUCUACUAAUAAACUCAAUAACAACAACCCCAUCACUUCUUCUCUCUGCUGUUGUUACUCUUGUCUUCUUUUUCUUCGUAAUCACAAUGAUCAUAGCUCCUUUUUCAUAGCUGAACAAGAAGAAGCUGCUGCUAUUUCACUUCUUCAACACCAUUCUCAUAAUACCCACAGUGUUCCGAAGCCAUUUCCCAUUACUGAGCGGCGGUUCAGACCGGCUGAGAGGUGCUGCAGCUGUACGGAUUUUUCAGUUUCAGAGUAUUUUGAACUGAAUAGAGGAGGAAGAGAGGUGGUUCAAACCGGUCCACCACCGGUUUAUCCCUACCAGCUUUAUCCACCGGUUCAACUUCAGCACCAGGUUGAGAGCUUGAUGGAAGCAAGAGCUUGGAUUUUACAGAAGGAAGAGCAGAACCGGUUCAUCAGAAUGCAGAGAAGAAAUCUUGGCUUAGACCGGUUUGCCGGGAGCCGGUUUUUGCCAUUUGUGGGAGGCGGUGGCGGUAUUAAUGGUGAAACUAGUUCUGUGAGAGAUUAUGGUGGAACUGGUGUCUUCCUCCCUAGAAUACCCACCAACGUUGACAACAAUGGUAGAAAGAGACAAGGUGGUAGAAAUAGGCAAGAUGUUCAACAAACUGGUCAGAGAUAUCCAUGCAUAUGACAAAAAAAGAAAAGAAAAGAGGAAUGGCAAAAGCUUAAAGAAUUGGACCUAGUGAUAUAUAGUAAUUUGGUCAUUAGAUAUAGUAAUUUAGUAGAUCUAAAUAAUUGAACUUUAACAUAUGGUUGUGUGUGUAAUUUUUAUCUAAUUUCCAAUUGCCUUGUUGAGGGAAAAUGGUGUGGUCUUUUGGUAAAGGGGCCUGUUUUUAAAUCUUUCCCUUUUUUUGGUGUCUACAACUGACAAUUGUAAUGUGAUUAUCUUUUUAAAUAUGUGUAUUAUAAUAAAUGCUCCUAGUUAUGGCCACA